AUGGAACGUAUCGUAUGGUUUAUAUUAUUUUCUAUUAUGAAAAUUCAUUAUUUAGAUGGUGCAUGUCCACGAGCAACAUUCGAAUUUUUUAAUAAUACAAUUAAAGUACCAUAUAAUUUUAUUGAAUCAUCUGUUGGUAAUAUUGGAUCAUUGGAAACAUGUCCUUAUACUGGCCGUCCAUAUGUAUAUCUACCAUGUUAUCCAAAUUCAUCAUGGGGAGAUGAACCCUAUUUUAGUACUUGUUUGAAACCACCUGAUAAAAAAGAACAAACUACAAUAUCAAAUAUUCUUUCAUCAUUAUCUUCUAUUGAUCAUCCAUAUAUUAAUAUGUCUAUUGAAGAUGUUGCUAAAUUACCUAUUGAUACUUUUCAUGAUAUUUCUCAUGUAUUGUCUUAUUUAAAUCAAGAAACAAUAACUUUUAAAUCAACAUCACAUAUUACUUCAGCUGUAAAUAUAAUAGAUCAUUUAAUAGCAAAUAAUCAAAAUAUAAAUAAUGAAGUAUAUUGUAAUAUUUAUUCAAUUGCUGAUAAACUAUUAUCAUCGAAAACUACAUUACAAAUGCAAGAAGCACAAAAAUCAAAUCAAAGUAUUGUAAAAUUAUUAUCAUCAUUAGAAAUAUUUUCUCAAAAUUUAAAAUUAAAUAAAUCAGAUCAAAAUUUUAUUGAAAAUAAUUUAGCUGUAUCAAUUGUUAAUAUGCCAAAUAAUCGUACUAAACCAAUUGUUGGUUUUGCAUUUGACAUUGUAUUAACUGCUUUUUUUGGUGUUCUGAUAAAUUUAGAUUCAAUAAAAAAUCAAACAUUUCCAAUUGGAUCUGAUGAUAUAAAGAAAAAUUUAACAAUUAUUCUACUUGAUUCAAAAGCACUUUCUCAACAAAAUCGUUUAACAUUUUCUGUCUAUAAUCAACAAAGUGGUCUAUUUGAUGAAAAAAACUAUCGAGUAUUUACAAGAAUUAUUUCAUUAACAUUUGAUAAACCUGAAUUAACAAAAAAUCUUGGAACAUUUGUUAAAAUAAAUUUUUAUCUUGAAAAUAAUUAUGAAGAAAAAUAUGGUAAUUUAACAUGUGCUUAUUGGCAUAUAUUUAAUAAUAUGACAGCACAAUGGUCAACAAAUGGAUGUUAUUUAAUUAAUAUAACAGAUCGAAAUGUUAUGUGUGAAUGUAAUCAUUUAACACAUUUUGCAGUUUUAAUGGAUCGUGGACAAAAUAUUACGACAUCCGAAUCUAUUGAACAAAUACUUUCAAUAAUAACAUUAACAGGUUUAUUAUUAUCAUCUAUUGGUUUAUGUUUAACAAUUUUAACAUUUAUUUUUUUCGAAAAAUUACGUCGUCAUUUCAGUCAAAAAUCUCUUCUUUUAUUAUCAAUUAAUCUUCUUAUUGUUAAUAUUUUAUUUUCAAUUAUUAGUUUAUUUAAAUUAACACAUUUAUCAUGUAUUAUUAUUGCUAGUGUAUUACAUUAUUUUAUUUUAUCAUCAUUCAGUUGGAUGUUUAUUAUGGCAUUAAUACAAUAUUUACUUUUUGUUAAAGUUUUUCCACGUACAAUUUCAGCAUUUACACGUAAAGCAGCUGUAUUCGCUCAAUUGGUUCCAUUGAUUCCUGUUAGCGCUGUUUUGGCUAUUGAUCCAUCAAAUUAUACCAAACGAGAUGAUGGAAUUUGUUGGCUAUCUGGUCAAUUACUUUAUUUAUCAUUUAUAUUACCAAUAGUUUUAUAUAUAAUGAUAAAUAGUAUUCUAUUUUCAAUGGUUGCUCAUUCACUUUUAUGUGGAAAAACAGGUCAACAAUUACGUAGUACACAUAUGGUUGAAUCAAAACGUUUAUCACGUUUUUUAGUAGCAUUAAGUUGUUUUGUUGUACUUGGUCUGACAUGGAUAUUUGGUUUAUUUACAAUUGGAUCAAUACGUUUUUUAUUUCAAAUUCUUUUUUGUACAUUUGCUUCAUUAACAGGAUUUUUCAUAUUUCUUCUUUAUAUUGUAACAUCAAAAGCAAAACGAAAAUGUUGGAAUAAUACAUUUAAAUCACUUGGUAUAUCAUCAAUUUAUUCACCAACAUUAUCAACAUCAUCGGCUUUAAAUGGUAAUAAAGAAUUAUCAACAUCAUCAACAAAUGAUCAACAAAAAAUUCCUUCACGUUUCGUACAAUUUCCAUCACAACCACAACAUUUUAUUGAUGCAUACAUGCCAUCAUCACCUCCACCACCAGCUCCACCAUUACCAUUACCACCACCAUUUUUAAUUGAAGGUGAUGAUCCAUUAAAUAGAACAACAUUAUUAAAUAAUAUUUAUGAAUCAAAACAUGUUUGGUCACCACAAACAAAUUAUAUUUAUGAAACUAAUCAACCAACAACAUCAUUAGAUGAUUAUUCUUUAUUCUAUGCUUCACAUCAUGAUGCUACAAAACUUUAA
Molecule: messenger RNA, 2397 nt
Organism: Rotaria sp. Silwood1
Lineage: Eukaryota; Metazoa; Rotifera; Eurotatoria; Philodinida; Philodinidae
Source: the annotation of a GenBank genome assembly